Molecule: messenger RNA, 1560 nt
Organism: Leguminivora glycinivorella
Lineage: Eukaryota; Metazoa; Arthropoda; Insecta; Lepidoptera; Tortricidae
Product: monocarboxylate transporter 13-like
Exons: 10
Coding region: 63-1559 (498 amino acids)
Biological process (GO): transmembrane transport; monocarboxylic acid transport
Molecular function (GO): monocarboxylic acid transmembrane transporter activity
Source: RefSeq, a predicted model, not a curated record
AAAGAUUAUUGGUGUUUUCAAUGAAAUGUUUCAAUACUGAAUAGUAACUGUUUAUUUUUGAGAUGGAUAGUACUAAAAGUGAUAAUGGUAUGAAGAAACAGUACAAACUAGUGCCACCAGAUGGAGGAUGGGCAUAUAUGGUAUGGAUUGCUGCUAUUAUAAAUUUUUCGGUGCUAACGAUGUUCCUGCCUAGCAUAGGCAUGAUUUUCAACAGUUUUUACAUCGAAUUGGGAAUGGGCUCUACAGAUAUACAAGUACAAAAUGGCGUAAAUUCGAUGUCGGUUGCUGUAGGAGGUUUCCUAUCAGGACCAUUGAUGAAAGUUGUAAGUUUGAGGAAGUUAUCAUUUUUCGGCGCGACGUCGGCAACUCUUGGUAUAUUUGGAGUAGUGUUCGUCAAUUCGUAUCCCAUGUUCCUUUUGUGUCAAGGUAUACUGAUGGGUACUGGAACGGGCGUGCUGUACAACGUGGCUUGUACCGCGCUCAAUGAUUACUUUCUGGAGAAGCGAUUUAUGAUGACAAGUCUCGCUCAAGCUAUUUCUGCUAUAGCAGCCAUCGUAGCCCCACUGGCUAUCCACUGGACAGCUGAGAACUACGGGUACCGGGCGACGAUCAUACUUAUGGCUGGGGUGUAUCUUCAGACUCUCGUUGGUUCUGCACUCCAGCAGCCAGUCAAAUGGCAUUUGAAAAAGGUUCCUAUCAACCCUGAAACUGAAAAAUUUAUCAAGGAGAAAAAUAAUUUCGAUAAAGAUAACAACAUAGAGACUAUUCACGUUACUGAAAUAUCCAUUGACCAGAUAGCAACAGCGAAAACCGACAGUGUUCUAGGUUAUAUAAAAGACGCGUUCGACUGGACGUUCCUAAAGCAGUUCCUGCGCACUUGCACCUGCGUCGGCGCACCUCUGGGUCUCGUCUCUGACGUCAUGUUCACGCUGUUCGUGCCUCAAGCGCUGUAUGCGAGGGGUUGGGAGGAGGGAGAAGUAGCGUGGGCACUUGCACUGUUAAGCUUCGGAGAUAUCGCAACGAGGAUAUUCCUGAUUGUGGCGAGCGUGUGGUUGAAGAAAAUAGGCAAUAACAUCAUUUUCAUAUUUGGGAUGCUGACAGACGUAGCUGUUAAAUUCGUGUUCCUCUGGUUUCCACACCCGACAGUGGCGUACGUGACCCUCACCCUCACGGGCUGUUCCCGCUGUCUACUCAUCGUUCUGUUCUCGCUGGUCAUCUCCGAUGCUGUGCCGCCCGAGAAGUAUGGGGUCGCGUUCGGCGUAGCUGUGCUGGUGUAUGGCACAUUUGGUAUUACUCUUGGACCGGCUAUUGGUGCAGUCCGCGAUGUAACAGGCACCUACGAAUCGAUGUUCUAUCUCUUAAUUGGCAUCAUGGGCGUCGUUACUGUAGCUUGGUGCGUCGAGGUCUACCACGAGAAAAACUCUGCGAAAAAAUCAUCUUCUACUAUCACAACCACCAAGGGAUAUUCAUUAAAUGUAGAUACCUACAUCAUAAAUAAAAUUAACUUCAAUGUCGAUUCUCACUUCAUCGUAUUAGACCACGUCUUUGCCUUUGGCUAGU